This is a messenger RNA of Cucurbitaria berberidis CBS 394.84, 1755 nucleotides long. Its product is annotated as phosphotransferase family protein. Lineage: Eukaryota; Fungi; Ascomycota; Dothideomycetes; Pleosporales; Cucurbitariaceae. Gene Ontology annotation, cellular component: mitochondrion. The transcript has 3 exons. The coding region runs from base 1 to 1755 and encodes 584 amino acids. The record is from RefSeq and is a predicted model, not a curated record.
AUGGCGCUUUUUCGAAAAUUAAAUAGCCAGUUGGUUAUUCGUUCCUCCUACCGUCCCUUUCCACGAACGAUUACACCCCUAAGAGCUAGGAAACCCUUCACAGAAUCAGCUCGUUCCUUGGCUGGCCACUCAAGGGAACAACUUUCUGAGCUGUUUGAAUACACGUCGGGGCGAUGGCUUUGGAAUGACGCCCAGAAGCGUUCUGAAAGAAGACGUGUCUUCAAUGUAUCGGAACUCAAGCGCAUCGCGGCCGCAGCCGUCAAUCGGAACGUGCAAGAUGUGGUUCGGUUUGAAAAGCUUGCUGAAGGGGGUUUCAACCGAACUUUCCUAGUUACUAUGCAUGAUGGCUAUCAGUUCGUCGGACGCAUCCCUUAUCUGGUUACCGAGCCGAAGCAUUUGGUCGUAGCUAGCGAAGUCGCGACGAUGGAUUUUCUACGCUCACAUGGCCUACCUGUACCUAAGGUCUACAGUUACUCGACCACAUCAGAGAACCCUGCUGGUACCGAAUACAUUUUUAUGGAGCGUAUUCGCGGAACGAAGUUGGGCGACAUCUGGUUUGACCUGCCUGAAAAGGCUAGAAUUACCGUCGUCACCAAACUUGUGGAGUUAGAAUCACGACUGUUUGCUCUCCCGUUUCCGGCAAGCGGUAGUAUAUACUAUAACAAGGACCUGAAAGUAGAGUGCAACAAGGUUGAUAUUCCAGUCGUCGAUUCUGGAUGCGCCAGUGGCUUUUGCGUUGGUCCUGACACAAGACUCCGCCUCUGGUAUGGGAAAAGACUCGACAUCCAGACUGAUCGUGGACCAUACAUGGAUUCAGCUGCGGUUCUUACGGCUGGGGCUAAGAAGGAGAUUGCAUAUUUGAAAGAGUUUGGCCGACCGCUUCACCCCUUCCAACGUCUGCACCGAGAGAUAUACAAUUAUGAGAAGCAGUCACCCUUUGAGCAUAUGGACAGUCUGGAGAAAUACUUGCAAAUCGUGCCUUAUCUCACACCGAACGGGAACGAAACUCUUACUCGCCCAACGCUGAGACAUCCUGAUCUCAACCCCGGUAAUAUAUUCAUCUCCGACGAUCUUGAGAUUACCGGCCUAAUCGACUGGCAAAACAGCGCAAUACUCCCGCUCUUUCUGCAAUGCGGUAUUCCAAACAGUCUUCAGAACUACGGCGACAGCGUCUCAGAAUCGCUGACACUCCCUGAAAUACCACAUGAUUUCAACGAGCUAAGUGAAAGGAAGCAGUCCGAGCAAGUCGAACUUCUACGCCGGCGUCAAAUUCAUUACUUCUAUGUCGCUAUGACGGCAAAGCUUAACCCGACGCACUAUGACGCCCUAAACUACGAGUUCAGCACGUUGAGGCGCAAACUCUUUGAUCACUCGGGUUCCUACUGGGAAGGCGAUAACGUGACUCUCAAAGCCGAUCUGGUUAAUUUGACGAAGAAAUGGUCCAAUAUCGUCAAUUCAUGCUCGAGAAACGCUACGAAGCCCCCUUGCCCGAUCUUCUUCUCGGAAGAUGAGGUGAGCGAAUGUUUGCGCUUAGAUGCUGCACAGGUCGAGGCAGAUGAGCAGCUCAAGGCUUGUGAAGAUGCGGUCGGUAUCGGGUCUGAGGGAUGGGUGCCUGCAGAGCUGUAUGAUGAGAUUAAGCAACGGGAACGUAAGCUGAAAGCCGAUGCGCUUGAGGCAGCUGAGUCCGAGGAGGAACGACAGAGGUUGCACGAGCAUUGGAUAUUUGACGACUUUGACGAGGAGGAGUAUUUGUAA